This is a messenger RNA of Desarmillaria tabescens, 411 nucleotides long. RefSeq lists its product as uncharacterized. The record is from RefSeq and is a predicted model, not a curated record. The transcript has 2 exons. Bases 1 to 411 code for a protein of 136 amino acids. Lineage: Eukaryota; Fungi; Basidiomycota; Agaricomycetes; Agaricales; Physalacriaceae.
AUGUCAUUCUCCCCCGAGCUACGACUUGGCGACCUCACUAAGUUUUCUUCAAAGUACAAAGGGCAUUUAAGCAUCAAUGAUGGUCACGUUGGGACUUACAUGGAAGAAGAACAUGUUUUCAUUACCACUCCCAACAAUACGUUCAUCCCCCAUCCCCCGAAUAUACACAAAGUGUGUUUGUACGAAGACGGCCGAUUUGGACAUCACGAUCCCACCCACGUUCCUCAAUUUUUCAAUGAAAGAUUUUGCCACUUUCCUGCCAUUCCUCAUCGGCCCUCUGUUCACGAUACGUCCCACCCAUACUAUCAAUGGCUCGAUACAAUCUGGUACAACGUUGCCCAGAACGACAUCGUGUUCUCUCGUGGAUAUGUUUCUCACAUUGGUCUACUUCAUGCAAGCAUUCAUGGAUGA